AUAAUUAACUAAACACGUAGAUUAAUAAACCACAAAGGAAGACUUUAUAAAACGGAAUUAAUCGUCACUGUUAUUGUUUCCACACGGAUGUAUUUCACUGCGACACACACGACACUUCAUGUGCCGCAUAGAGCUGCUUAACAUACUAUAGCUGCCAUGACAAAACCUCGGGGGUUUGAGUUUUGGAGAAACACCCUGAAGGGCUCACGCUAUGUUGUUGCCCCUAUGGUGGACCAGAGCGAGCUGGCCUGGAGGCUGCUUAGCCGCAGACACGGUGCAGAGCUCUGUUACACACCUAUGCUGCACGCACAAGUGUUUGUGAGGGAUGCAAACUACCGCCGUGAAAAUCUGUACAAUGAAGUAAACCAAGAGGAUCGACCUCUCAUAGCACAAUUCUGUGCAAAUGAUCCUGAAGUGUUUGUCCAGGCUGCUCUGCUUGCACAGGAUUAUUGCGAUGCAAUUGAUUUAAAUUUGGGUUGCCCCCAGAUGAUUGCAAAAAGAGGCCAUUAUGGUGUGUUUCUUCAAGACGAGUGGGAACUUCUCGAGAAAAUGAUUAAAUUGGCAGAUGAAAAACUUUCUGUUCCAAUCACUUGCAAAAUCAGGGUCUUCCCAGAGAUGGAAAAAACAGUCAGAUAUGCAAAAAUGCUGGAAAAGGCUGGAUGCCAGCUCCUCACAGUUCACGGGAGAACCAAAGAUCAAAAGGGGGCUUUGACUGGCAUUGCAUGCUGGAAGCAUAUCAAAGCUGUACGGGAGGCUGUGAACAUUCCUGUGUUUGCCAAUGGAAAUAUCCAGCACCUGAGUGAUGUGCAUCGCUGUAUGGAGGAGACUGGAGUACAAGGAGUGAUGAGUGCUGAGGGAAAUCUCCACAACCCUGCCCUGUUUGAAGGCCGUAGCCCACCUGUAUGGGAGAUGGCUGAGGAAUACCUCGAGGUGGUGGAGAAACACCCACCCUGCAGUUUGUCUUACGUCCGUGCUCACCUCUUCAAAUUGUGGCACCACACGCUACAGAUACACCAAGACUUGCGGGAGGAGUUGGCCAAAGCGAAAAAUGUAGAUGGCAUAGCAGAGGUUAACAGACAACUAAAACAACGCUGCCAGGAGGAGAUGGCUAAAGAUGAGUCUGAAUGGACUCAAACUGGACUGCCCUUCCCUCACUGGAUCUGUCAACCUUACGUCAGACCACCACCAAAAGAUCCAAGCUCAGAAAAUGGACAGACAGCACAAAAGACAAAAGCUGUGUGCGUAAAGAGGGCACACGAGGAUAGCGAUGGACCCCCCAACGACUCGCUCUCCAAAAACAAACAGAAAAAGCAAGCACGUAACCCCUACAAAAACUUCUGUCCAGAGCUGAAACCCAAAUACAUUAGAUGUGAACAGUGUGGUAAUCCUAAAGGGAAUAAAUGUGUUUUCAACUUGUGCCGUGGCUGCUGCAAGAGAAAGGCUUUCAAGGAAGUGGCUGACUGUCCUGGUCAUGGCCUGAAAUUCAAAACCAAGGCUUUGAGACAAAGCAACUCAGAAACGGGCAGUGGGCUUACAAAUGGGAAACCAAACAAUCAGACUGACGUUUCCCCGGCAGUCCCUGAUGUCAACAUCACUUGUCCUAAAGAAGGCUUUGUACUGGAUUUGGGCGACAAUGGCAACUGAACACUGCAUUUAGUCCGGCACACUUUUAAAUGUGCCUGGAUGAAAUUUUGAAUGCACAUGACAGUAACUUAACCGAACGUGCAAAGCUUCUGUAACUCGUAUAACAGCCAUUAAGGUAAAGCAACAUCUGUUAGGUACAUCCCUUCAAUUCUGAGCUAUUAAGAGUUGUGAUAUAUCCUUGCUGCUGCUAACUUAUCCGUCAUUCACACAAAUAGAGCCAUUGUCAAUAUGUCUCAUGAAUGACCACUUUCUUUGGUGAAUGUAUCCUUGUUGUUUUAAUAUUGCUUUUUACAAAAGUAAAAUAUGUCUUUUUACUUUUUA
Misgurnus anguillicaudatus (oriental weatherfish) is the source of this 1965-nucleotide messenger RNA. It is a transcript of the gene dus1l, whose product is annotated as dihydrouridine synthase 1-like (S. cerevisiae). The record is from RefSeq and is a predicted model, not a curated record. NCBI's taxonomy places the organism in Eukaryota, Metazoa, Chordata, Actinopteri, Cypriniformes, Cobitidae. Gene Ontology annotation, molecular function: tRNA dihydrouridine synthase activity.